This is a messenger RNA of Spea bombifrons (plains spadefoot toad), 4139 nucleotides long. It is a transcript of the gene FILIP1, whose product is annotated as filamin A interacting protein 1. The transcript is spliced from 7 exons. Lineage: Eukaryota; Metazoa; Chordata; Amphibia; Anura; Pelobatidae. The record is from RefSeq and is a predicted model, not a curated record. The coding region runs from base 250 to 3891 and encodes 1213 amino acids.
UCUGGGUGGGAGCCCAUGUGACCUCCCACUUGCCUGCGAGCAGGACUGCAUUCUUAGCAUUUGUGUGAGUGCUGUCGGUGUGCUCAGUGCUAUGCGCUGGAUGCUUUGUUCGUGUCUCUGUGGUCCUGCUGAAGUUUACUGGUGUGCUAAGCAGGCGAUCUCUGCUUUUCAAGCCAAGCCACAGGGGAUCCACUUUACUAAGGAUCUUGUGAUCUACUCACUGACUGUGUCCGCAGCCAUCAGGUAGGGAUGAGAUCGCGAAACCAAGGUGGAGAAAACUCAACUGUUGGGCGUCUUUCCAACUGCGACAACAUGAAUACGUUACAAGAUCAAAACAUCAACACGGAUGCCAAAAAUAAGAAUAAACUUCAUCGAAAUAAGGAAGGGGAUGUGCCAGCUUCUGGAACUGUUAAGAGACACAUAAAAUCUCCGGGGAUUUCUGACAGAAAAAACAAGAAACCACAUGAACCAUCCAGAGAUGAUCUAAUCAAGUUACUCAGUGUUAUGGAAGGAGAGCUACAGGCUAGGGAGGAUGUCAUCCAUAUGCUAAAGACAGAGAAAACUAAACCUGAAGUUUUAGAAGCUCACUAUGGGUUUUCAGCUCCCGAGGAUGUACUCCGAGUACUGCACCGAGAUGCUAUCCUUGCUAAAGAAAAAUCCAUAGGAGACGAUGUCUAUGAAAAACCAAUGGCAGAGCUGGACAGACUUGAAGAAAAGCAGAAGGAAACAUACCGUCGUAUGUUAGAGCAGCUCCUUCUGGCAGAAAAGUGCCAUCGACGAACAGUAUAUGAGCUGGAAAACGAGAAGCGGAAACACACGGACUAUAUGAACAAAAGUGAUGACUUUACAAAUUUGCUGGAACAGGAGCGUGAAAGGUUAAAGAAACUGCUUGAACAGGAAAAGGCUUAUCAGGCACGGAAGGAUAAAGAAUACAACAAACGGCUCAACAAGGUCCGAGAUGAACUAGUAAAGCUUAAAUCAUUUGCACUGAUGCUGGUGGAUGAAAGACAAAUGCAUAUUGAACAACUUGGGCAGCAAAGUCAAAAGAUACAGGACCUUACCCAAGAACUGCAAGAAGCAGAAUCCAAGCUGAAAGCUAUUUGUUCUAAAGCCAACGAGGACAACCAAAAACUUAUUAAAUUGGAAGUAGACCUUGAACAUAAAACCUCAAAAUACACUCUAGAGCAUGAGGAAAUGACCACUAAGUUAAACACUCAGGAGUCUAAUAAUCGUCAGCUACGUCUCAAAGUUUCAAGCCUCAAUCGCAAAAUUGAAGAGUUGGAAGACGCAAACAAGGACCUACAAAAGGCAGAAGAUGAGUUGAAAGAGCUGAGAGAGAAAAUAGCUAAAGGAGAAUGUGGAAGUUCCAGUUUAAUGGCAGAAGUGGAAAACUUACGUAAACGGGUCUUGGAAAUGGAAGGCAAAGAUGAGGAGAUAAUAAAGGCUGAAUCUCAGUGUAAAGAGUUACAAAAGAAACUUCAUGAAGAAGAACACCACAGUAGGGAGCUGAAACUGGAGGUGGAAAAAUUGCAAAAAAGAAUGUCUGAACUUGAGAAGUUAGAAGAGGCUUUUACCAAAAGUAAAUCUGAAUGUUCUCAGCUACAUGCCAAACUUGAGAAGGAAAAGGCCCAAACCAGAGAUUUCAUAAAGGAAGUCGAAGUGGUAAAAGCUCGAGUUAAGGAACUUGAAUCAGUUGAAGGAAGGCUAGAGAAAGCAGAACACAACUUAAAAGAUGAUCUGACAAAGCUAAAGUCCUUUACUAUGAUGUUGGUUGAUGAAAGAAAAAAUAUGAUGGAGAAGAUCAAGCAGGAAGAGGGGAAAGUCGAGAACCUAAAUAGAAACCUGAAAGUUGAACAGGGAAAAGUUAUGGAAGUUACCGAAAAGCUAAUCGAAGAAAGCAAAAAUCUUUUAAGACUUAAAUCAGAGAUGGAAGAGAAAGUCUAUAAUUUAACAAAAGAGAGAGAUGAGUCAACCAGCAAACUAAAAAGUGAAGAAGAGAAAAACUGUGAAUUAAGCUGCAGGGUAGAUCUGUUAAUGAAAAGAAUGGAAAACAUGGAGGUAUCAGAAAGAGAAGCCUCAAGAAACCGAAUGAAAAAAAGUUUUGAAACAGCACACCAUGAUGAUAACAAAACCAAGGAGCUGGUUUUAGAGAUUGAAAGACUCAGGAAUCGUCUUCAGCAACUAGAAGUGGUUGAAGGAGACUUGAUGAAGACAGAAGAUGAAUAUGAUCAAUUAGAACGUAAAUUUAGAACUGAACAAGACAGAGCUAACAUUCUUUCUAUACAAUUAGAAGAACUGAAAAAUCAGAUAGCUAAGAAUAAAGCUAUUGAGAAGGGUGAAGCUGUAACCCAGGAGGCAGAGCUUCGUCAUCGAAUCCGCCUAGAGGAGGGUAAGAACAGAGAUUUGAGGGCAGAAGUACAAGCUCUUAAGGAAAAAAUACAUGACAUGAUGAACAAAGAAGACCAACUUUCACAACUUCAAGUGGACUAUUCAGUUCUUCAGAAAAGGUUUAUUGAAGAAGAAAAUAAAAACAAAAACAUGGGUCAAGACGUACUAAAUCUGACAAAAGAGUUGGAGCUUUCAAAGCGAUAUAGCCGCGCUAUAAGGCCAAGCAUGAAUGGUAGGAGAAUGGUUGAUGUCCCUGUGACUUCUACAGGAGUACAAACAGAUGCAAUAAAUAAUGAGCUGGUUGAAGAAGAAACACCAGCAGUGUUUAUCAGGAAGUCUGUCCAAGAAGAGAAUCAUAUAAUGAGUAACUUACGUCAAGUUGGUCUUAAAAAGCCUACAGAAAGAUCACCAGUUCUAGAAAGAUACCCUCCUGCAGCCAAUGAACUGAGCAUGAGGAAAUCUUGGAUCCCCUGGAUGAAAAAAAGAGAAAAUGGCACACCAGUAACUCCAGAAAGAGUUGUUCGGCCAAGUACAACUCAGGGACGGCCUGGUGAAGUCUUCCUUUCACCAAAACAAGGACAACCUCUUCAUAUACGAGUAACGCCCGAUCAUGAAAAUAGCACUGCUACUUUGGAGAUAACUAGUCCACCUUCUGAGGACUUUUUUUCAAGCACCACAGUAAUACCAACAUUAGGGAAUCAAAAACCAAGGAUUACAAUUAUUCCUUCCCCUGCUGUUAUGACGCACAAAGGGAAAGGGGCUGAAAGCCCAGUAUCUCCAGAAAGAGCUAUGUCUCCAGUCACUAUAACUACUUUCUCAAGAGAAAAGACUACUGAAAAUGGCCGAUUGGCUUUCAAUGAAAGGCCAACAUCCCCAAUUCAGAUUCUCACAGUAUCAACAACUGCUGCGCCCCCUGAGAUAUCUGUAUCGCCUGAUGCCCAAGAAAUGACUAUGGGUCGUGCUGUUUUUAAAGUUACUCCUGAGAAACAAACAGUACCAACUCCCAUAAGGAAAUUUAACUCAAAUGCAAACAUCAUUACAACUGAAGAUAACAAAAUUCAUAUUCAUUUGGGUUCUCAAUUUAAAAGAAACCACACUGCGUCCUCUGAAGCAUCAACACCUGUAAUAACUGUUAGACCUUUAAAUAUUGGUACAGAAAACAAGGAGAUUACAACUGGCACAGUACUUCGCUCUCCCAAGACUAAUCUAUCAGCUAGACCUACAACAAACAAAGUAACCAGUUCCAUUACCAUAACCCCUGUCACAACAUCAUCCACUCGUGUAACCCAGUCAGUGACAACACAAGAUGGGUCAUCCCAACGUCACACACCCACCCGCAUUCCUAUGUCAAAAGGUAUGAAAGUCGUCAAGCCAAUAAUGGCAGUGCCAGGAGCAGGAAAUCUUUCAAAAUUUGAGCCACGUGGCGAAAGUCAGUCAAUGAAAAUAGAAUUGAAGAAAUCUCCAGCCAAUAGCUCUGCCCCUCUUGGAGCUGGGAAGGGCUGAGGCUAUGCCUCAGGGAGAGUAUUGUUAUCCAUCAGCUUCGAAUGAACACCAGAUGACAUGGAAAAAGAGUUUUGUAUUGAUGCACUGACCUCCACGUUCUGUGGAUAAUGUCUGAUGUCCUCACUGAAGCAGCCUCUUCUCUCACCUUUGUGCUAUUGACACAUCAAAGAAAAUAAAUCUAUUUUUUGAAAUAUUCUUGUAUCUUCUCAGACGGGAUAGAUUUAGGUUAACGUGGGAUUAAAUUCACU